This is a messenger RNA of Musa acuminata subsp. malaccensis (wild Malaysian banana), 3393 nucleotides long. Its product is annotated as alpha-amylase 3, chloroplastic. The record is from RefSeq and is a predicted model, not a curated record. NCBI's taxonomy places the organism in Eukaryota, Viridiplantae, Streptophyta, Magnoliopsida, Zingiberales, Musaceae. Gene Ontology annotation, molecular function: alpha-amylase activity; calcium ion binding. Gene Ontology annotation, biological process: carbohydrate metabolic process.
AAGGAGCCAUGGCUCCGUAUCUUCUCCACGUAAUUGAAUGAGGAGUGGAGGAUAUCCCCAACGCUGCUUUCAUAGAGGCAUCUUUUCCUGGUCGGUGUUGCGCUUCUUCUCCUGAAAAAUCUCUUCGCUUCCUUCUCCUCCGUCUCUCGAUUCUCCCCCACCGUUCGCCGAUGUUGCUCGUUCGCUGGAAGCCGGUCCUCCACUGCCCUCCCCAGGGGCACCGUCGCCGCGGAUUCGCAUGGCCUCGAGGUCCGCGGCGAUCACUGCUCCUCCGGCGCCCGAUUCGCUCCGCGGCGCCUGCCUUCCUAUCCAUCUCCAGCUCUAAAUUCUCUCAGGCGGGUCGGGCGCGCGUCCGCCCCGUCGUUCGGGCUGGUUUGGCCCAGACCCCGUCCCUCGCCGACGUCGAGAACACCGAGAUCCUGUUCUCGGAGACCCUCUCCUUGAAGCGGUCUCAGACGGUGGAGGGGAAGAUAACGGUGAGAUUGGAUCCAGCAGUCGCCGAGGAGGAAGUGUCCAAAUGGCGGUUGACCAUCGGUUGUAAUUUGGAAGGGAAGUGGACUCUGCACUGGGGAGUUAGCUACUGCGAUGAUCUUGGAAGCGAAUGGGAUCAACCUCCUCCUGAAAUGAGACCACCCGAGUCUGUCCUUAUUAAGGACUAUGCAAUAGAAACACCUUUGAAGAGAUUAUCAUCCCAAUCCGAAAGGCAGGCACUUCACGAACUGCAGAUCGAAUUUGACAGCAACACCCCAAUUGCAGCAAUUCAUUUUGUUUUAAAGGAAGAAGAAACAGGAGCAUGGUUUCAGCACAAGGGAAGGGAUUUCAGAAUAUCCUUUACAGACUAUUUUGAAGUGGCCAACAGUGUAGGUGGGAAUCAAGGCUUGAGCAUAUGGCCAGGGGGUUUUGACCAGAUAUCUAGCCUGCUGCUGAAAGCUGAAGAGUCUACUUCCAAAAAAGAAGACCCUGAUGAUGAAGAUGGAAAUGUUGUGAAGCAGAAUAGAUGCAUUGCUCCAAUUUACAAAGAAUUUCCUAUCUUAAAAGAAGAGUUUGUUCCCAACCAUAUGACAGUCUCUGUGAGGAGUAGUGAUAAGACAGAUAAGAACAUUGUGCAAUUUGACACAGAUCUGCCUGGUGAUGUCGUAAUUCAUUGGGGUGUCUGUAAGGACGAUGGGAGAAAAUGGGUAAUCCCAUCUACCCCACAUCCACCAGCAACCAAAAUCUUUCGGCAUAAGGCUCUUCAAACUUUACUACAGCCAAAACCAGAUGGCCUUGGUAGCUGGGGAUUAUUUUUGGUGGAUCAAGGAACUUCAGGUGUGGUUUUUGUGCUCAAACUUAAUGAAUACACAUGGUUGAAUAACAAUGGAACUGAUUUUUUCAUCCCAAUUGGAAGUGUGAGUAGCACAACUGCUGAAAUUGGUAGUGAUGAUAUUGUACAUGAACAGCAGGCAGGAACAGAGAUUCAUGAUGUGAGAAACAGUCUAUCACCAAAUAAUUCAUACCCACUGCAGAAUAAAUCACUGGAAGCAAGUGAUCCCAAAAACAUCAAUAGUUUACCCAUGAAGCCCCAAGGUCCUGAGGAGCUCAUAGAAGCUGUUGCAUAUACUGAUGAAAUUAUCAAGGAGAUAAGACAUUUAGUAACUGAUAUAUCAUCAGAAAAAGGUAAACGAGCUAAAAGCAAGGAAGCACAGGAAAACAUUCUACAAGAAAUUGAGAAAUUGGCUGCAGAAGCUUAUAGUAUCUUCAGGAUCUCCAUUCCAGGUUUUGUGGAGUUGGCUUCUGACACUGAGCUGCUGAAGCCUGCUGUAAAAUUGUCUUCAGGAACAGGCUCUGGGUAUGAAAUUCUGUGUCAAGGAUUUAACUGGGAAUCUCACAAAUCGGGAAGAUGGUAUUCCGAGCUUAGUGACAAGGCCAAGGAAUUGUCUUCAUUAGGUUUUACAGUCAUCUGGCUACCACCACCCACUGAGUCUGUAUCUCCUGAAGGGUACAUGCCAAAGGAUUUAUACAAUUUAAAUUCCAGAUAUGGAAGCUUGGAAGAGCUGAAGGAUCUUGUAAAUAGUUUCCAUGAAGUGGGCAUUAAGGUUCUUGGUGAUGCUGUCUUAAACCAUCGAUGUGCACAUUUCCAGAAUAAGAAUGGAAUUUGGAACGUUUUCGGAGGCCGAUUGAAUUGGGAUGAUCGUGCUAUUGUUGCUGAUGAUCCUCACUUCCAGGGAAGGGGUAACAAAAGCAGUGGAGAUAAUUUUCAUGCUGCCCCGAAUAUUGACCACUCUCAAGAUUUUGUCAGGAGGGACCUGAAAGAGUGGCUCUGCUGGUUGAGAAAAGAAGUUGGAUAUGAUGGAUGGAGAUUAGAUUUUGUCCGUGGGUUUUGGGGUGGUUAUGUAAAAGACUACAUGGAAGCAACUGAACCAUAUUUUGCUGUGGGCGAGUAUUGGGACUCAUUAAGUUAUACAUAUGGUGACAUGGACCAUAAUCAAGAUGCUCAUAGACAAAGGAUUGUUGAUUGGAUAAAUGCUACAAAUGGAACUGCGGGUGCCUUCGAUGUCACCACAAAAGGAAUCCUCCACAGUGCUCUGGAAAAAUGUGAGUAUUGGCGAUUGUCUGAUCAAAAUGGGAAACCUCCUGGAGUAGUAGGCUGGUGGGCAUCUCGUGCCGUUACUUUUAUAGAGAAUCAUGACACUGGCUCCACUCAGGGUCAUUGGCGAUUCCCAUCUGGAAAGGAGAUGCAAGGAUAUGCAUAUAUCUUAACGCAUCCUGGCACACCAGCAGUCUUCUAUGACCACAUUUUCUCUCACUACCAGCAAGAGAUAUCUAGAUUGAUCUCGGUCAGAAAUGAAAACAAGAUUCACUGCAGGAGCACGGUGAAGAUCGUCAAGGCAGAGAGGGACGUCUAUGCGGCUGAGAUCGAUGGAAAGUUAGCAGUCAAAAUUGGGCCAGGACAUUAUGAGCCACCAGAUGGUCCUACAAAAUGGGUUGUAGCAGCUGAAGGAAGAGAUUAUAAAGUGUGGGAAACAUCAUGAACACCAGGCAUAUCAUCAUCUCUAACCCCUUAUUAUUUAGUUGGGAUCUUUAAGCCGAUGCUCCGAGGUUUCAGCUAUCAGACCUCGUAGAAUAAUAAUAAUACGGAGGGAGGAUUGUUACAAUUAUAUGAGACGGGGCCCCAACAUUUGGAGCCCCAGGCAUAGGUGCUUAUUACCAAUUAAUUUCAUCAAGUAUCCCUUUAGAGCACAGAUUGCACUUGUGCAACGCAUUCUUGUGCCUAUUCAUUACCCUUAUAUGUAUCAGAAACCAGUCUCGAUCACAUGUAAAACUAAAACCAGAACCUCAUGUUGUGUGUUGUAUAUGUGCCUAUUCAUAUAUCCUUUUAUUUUAUUUCAGAACACAGUUCCCUAUUUUGUGUCA